This is a messenger RNA of Entelurus aequoreus (snake pipefish), 1527 nucleotides long. RefSeq names its product gap junction alpha-9 protein-like. Gene Ontology annotation, biological process: cell communication. The coding region runs from base 133 to 1416 and encodes 427 amino acids. Lineage: Eukaryota; Metazoa; Chordata; Actinopteri; Syngnathiformes; Syngnathidae. The transcript has a single exon. The record is from RefSeq and is a predicted model, not a curated record. Gene Ontology annotation, cellular component: connexin complex.
AUGAUUAUUUUGUUUAAAUAAAAUGUAAUUAUAUUUUUUUUUUUUACAAAUAUUUGAAUUUACAUAAUCAAUACAAAUGUACUUGUUAAUGUUAUUAUUGUGGCCUUUUCCAGUCACAAUGGCAGAGUGAAGAUGGGUGACUGGAACUUCCUGGGGGGCAUUUUGGAGGAGGUGCACAUCCACUCCACCAUGGUGGGUAAGAUCUGGCUCACCCUGCUCUUCGUCUUCCGCAUGCUGGUCCUCGGCGUGGCGGCCGAAGACGUGUGGAACGACGAGCAGGCCGACUUCGUGUGCAACACGGAGCAGCCGGGCUGCAGGAACGCCUGCUACGACCUGGCCUUCCCCAUCUCGCUCAUCCGCUACUGGGUGCUGCAGGUCAUCUUCGUGUCCUCGCCCUCGCUGGUCUACAUGGGCCACGCCCUCUACAGGCUGCGGGCGCUGGACAAGGCCCGGCGGCGGAGGAGGGCGCUGCUGAGGAAGGAGCUGGAGGAGGUGGACGCCGAGUGGGUGGAGUCCAAGAGGAGGAUCGAGCGGGAGAUGAAGCAGUUGGAGCAAGGGAAGCCCAACAAGGCUCCCCUCAGGGGGUCUCUGCUGCGCACCUACGUGGCCCACGUGGUCAGCCGCUCUGUGCUGGAGGUGGCCUUCAUGCUGGGCCAGUACCUCCUCUACGGCUUCCGCUUGCACCCCUUGUUCAAAUGCCAGCGCUUCCCUUGCCCCAACGCCGUGGACUGCUACGUGUCCAGGCCCACGGAGAAGAGCGUCUUCAUGGUCUUCAUGCAGUGCAUCGCUGCCAUGUCACUCUUCCUCAACACCUUGGAAGUCCUCUACCUGGGCUACAAGAGGAUGCGACGGGACCUCCUGGACUUUUAUCCACAUUUGAAGGAAGACUUGGAGGACUUGGACAGACGCAAAAAGUCCUCGGUGCUCCAAGUUAACAGGAAAGCCACGUUAAUCUCGGCACCCGGCGACUUCAACGUCUUCACGGACCCCCAGCGAGGAAGCGCUUUCUACCCCGCGCAACCUCCUGCGUGUCUUCAGGGACCGAGCACGCAGGACGAGUCCGCCUUGACGCCAAGCGACGCGCUUAAGGAGGACCUGAAGAGUCAGGAUAAGGAGACCAGUAGUGGAAGGAGUAGCCCACAGAAAGCUUUAUCGUCCACGCUUCAGGCAGCCAGGAGGCCAUGGAGGGCCCACGAUGUCGCCUUCAGGUGCUCCACGGUGCCGGAGGGCAAGAGCUCGGACACAGACUCACAAGGACGCGAGGAAGUCGCCCCGUUGGGGCUUCAAAGCUGGUCGUCCGCCUCGGGCUUGGCGGAAGACUCCAAGCACAGCCCGAGAGCCGAGCCCUCGGCCGUGCGCAGGGCGUCGGAGGCGAGCGCAACGAGCAGCAGACGAGCGACGGACCUCCAGAUCUGACUUAGCCUGGACGCCGUUACCUCCGCCAGGGUUGUCUUUGUGCGGGGUUAUGAAAACCGGGCCAAGAGGAACCUGGGCUUUGGUUAAAUGUUGUACAAAAGAUAAUAAAGA